Molecule: messenger RNA, 3042 nt
Organism: Daphnia carinata
Lineage: Eukaryota; Metazoa; Arthropoda; Branchiopoda; Diplostraca; Daphniidae
Product: bestrophin-1-like
Exons: 14
Coding region: 326-2521 (731 amino acids)
Molecular function (GO): chloride channel activity
Source: RefSeq, a predicted model, not a curated record
UUUCAGAUUUUGGUAAAACAAUUUUGUGGGUAGGGUCUGCCAUAACAAUUUCCCCGCAUCCGUCAGAAAAUAUUUUUAGAAAGGAACAAAAUUGACGACUGUUUAGCCUUGGGUUAAAGAGGAGGGGCUAGGGCUGGGGGGCUUUUGUUAUGGCGCAACUUUCAGACUUUGGUUAGAGUCAAACGGCUCUAUGCUUGUAGUUGGGAUUUUCGUCUCAAGUUGGUGUGGUUGUGUAUUAACUAUACGAGCCGAAACGUGGUGCUAAGGCGAUUGUUUCUUUCCUCGUUUGUUUAAGAAUUAUUCAUGAUCUCUUUAUCAGUUCACUAUGACCAUCACUUAUACAGCACAAGUUGCAACUUGUACAGGACUUGGAUGUUUUUGGAAACUACUUUUCUGUUGGAAAGGCUCGAUUUAUAAGCUACUAUGGCCAAAUCUGGUUGUUUACGUUCUACUGUACUAUUCUUUGUACUUUGUUUACCUUUUUGCUUUGGACGAACCGGGACAGUUACAAUUUGAGAAGAUAGCCAAACAUUGCUUAGAGUAUUCUGAUCUCAUCCCGUUGUCUUUCGUCCUCGGCUUUUAUGUAAAUCUGGUUGUCAAACGAUGGUGGGAAAUGUUCCAGUUUAUCCCUGGAACUGACACGCUUGCAAUAUUUAUAUCCAAUUCGAUUCCAGGCCAGGACGAGCGGUGUCGAAUGAUGCGACGCACUAUCAUGCGGUACGUCAAUCUUUCCUACGUCAUGAUAUUGUCAAUGGUCUCAACGCGGGUCAAAAAACGAUUUCCAACGCUUGAUCACCUUGUUGAAGCUGGUGUGAUGUUGCCCAACGAAAAGAAAAUCUUUGAUGACCUAAACGCACGCUCGCGCUACAGUAAAUUUUGGAUGCCGCUGGUUUGGGCCGGAUCUAUUGUUGCAAGGGCACGCAAAGAAGGCCGGAUACGAGACGAUUUUGCAGUCAAGACCAUUAUCGAUGAGCUGUGUAUCUUCCGGUCCAAAUGUGGCGCGCUUAACGGUUACGAUUGGGUCCCCGUUCCUCUGGUUUACACACAGGUUGUAACAUUGGCAGUUUAUACUUUCUUUAUGGCUACGCUAAUGGGUCGCCAACUAGUUGGCGAGCAGAAGGACUUAUACGUCCCCGUAUUUGCAUUUCUCCAGUUCUUUUUCUACAUGGGAUGGCUGAAAGUGGCUGAAAGUCUUGUGAACCCUUUUGGCGAAGAUGACGAUGACUUUGAGACAAACUGGUUAAUUGAUCGAAAUCUUCAAGUAUCUUACUUGAUCGUCGAUGAAAUGCACAACGAGCAUCCGGAACUGCUACGCGAUCAGUACUGGGAUGAAAUGCCGCAAGAACUGCCACAUACGAUUGCAUCUCAGGCUUUCCGCACGUCUCCUCACAUGGGCUCAACAGCUCAAUUGGCGAUGACAGCCUAUGAGAAAGAUAUAUUCCCUUCGUCGUCACAGCUUCACAAACUGGAUGAAGAAAGUGAAGAUCAAAGUACAGAAAACGAAGAAAUCUCACCAGACGAUGGUGGAGAGGCAGGAUUACCGGUUAAGGAACGAAGCCCUAAGAAGAAAGUUCAGCGUCAAAUGUCUUUACAGUCAGAGGCACCAAAUUCAUUCAAUAGCACAUCUCGUCUCCGAAUGUCGCACAAAGCACCAUCUGUAAUGUCUGUCUUCCAGAAAGUUUUCAAGAGAGAUAAUACUAUGGGUAGCAAUGCAUCCAUCGCAUCUGGAUAUACUCGUAAACCGGGAUUUAACCGUAGUAAUAGCCGGUACAGCACAACUGGAGUCAGCCGCCCACAUUCUCCAAUAGUUUUUGGGCCACAGGAAGACAUAUUCAAGAUGUCUGAUCUGAGCAUUGAUUCCGAAUCCUCAACUCCAGUUAACACCCCUAUAGGAAACCCACCGGCCGUUAAGGAACUACCCCCAUUGAAUCUGAAGAAAGCAAAUGAAAGGCGCAGCAGAUUCGGCAAGAAUUUGAGUGUCGAACAACCUAGGGGAUCCUUGGUUAUCUCGGACACCGAGGACGAACCGCUAAUUGCAAGUAAUGCGCCAUCUCCCGCGGCGCCUCUUACAGCAUCAGCUCAAAAUUCGCCAAUGUCAAAACACAAGCAGUUGUUAUCGGCGAAUAAAUCAAGUCCAAAACUAUUGCCGAAAUUCUCUCAUAGCCCACAAGGAUCUCCGAGGAUUACUCGCGUUCCUCCGGUAGCCUUUUUUAUGGGAUCGGAUGCAUCGCAAACUGAUCGAGCUUCCACGUCGAAAACAGCAGCACUUCCCAAGAAAAUCCAUGUUGUACCUUUGGCCGAAGAAGAAGAGGACGGUCCCGCAGAGGAAAUUACGAGUGACAUUGCUGCAAUUAUUUCAAAUAGUUCAUCAAUGCGGCCGCCGCUAGUAGUCGCAGCAAGAACUCAUAAAGACAGCCUACGUGAGGUAUCAGAGCUGGAACCAAUCGAUGAGCAAGGCGAGCGCCAUGAGUCAACUUCGGUUGAAUCAGCUUCGAUUGAAGAAAAGCUGGAGGAUAAAUAAUGUAACUUAGCUUGUUAUAACUGCCAUUUUAUUUAGAUGAAGAAGCAUUCCGUGUUCAUACUUCACUAAGACUUCACGUUUGCCCUACUGCCCUUACUGUACAGAUUAUGACUCCCUGAAUUAGUUAUACUUCUCUGAUUUUUUUUUUUCGUCAUAAUGGAUACCUGCCCCGUCAUCCUAACACGAAAAUACUCUGUUUCACUUUACCCUACAAUCUGUUGAACAAACAAGAAUCUACGAAUUUUAAAUUAUAACAUCAUUUUAAAAGCAUAGAAUAGGUAAGAAAUCUUGCACCUAUUUUAAGCAGUUGCAAAGCGCAUAGUGUAAAAUUGUUGAUUUUAUUUAGCUAUUUUUUGCAGCGUUCCUAUUUACGUGUCUUCCUGCUUUAAUCUAGCCUUGUAUCAUGCUGGUAUGUUUCUACAACAACGUUAACACGAUCAUUUUGUCUGCAGUGUUGAAGCUUACAUAUGUAAAUUCAUGCGCUUUAAGAAAAGCAUACGAAAAAAAAACAACAAACAUGA